UCCUUGGCCAGGACUCUACUCUACUUACAUCUAGGAUGGCUGAAGAAGGAGGGGUGAUGCGAAUGUAUUCGACACCAACACAUCCGGGUCAAGAAUGUAUAAAACGUCGCAAGACUGCUCACAGGCCAUCUCAUUGGCAACCUCCUUGGCCCCGGAGUCGAGCGUACGAGGGCGCCCAUCACGGUCAUCAUGCUGAAUGCCGCCUUGGCAUAUCGUCGUCACAUCCGCCCACGUCCCCACCGGCCCUUUUGACGUCUCACGCAUCGCCCAACGCUUCGGCUCAGGCUUUACAGCAAGCGUGGCCGGGACCAUUCAGUCCCGCAAGACCCGGAGCUCAGCGGUAUACUUUUCGCUGCUUUUGCGGGCGCCUACAGGUGCUACAGCAGCACGCUCGCGGUGGCAUCGUACAAGUACAGCGUUCCAAGCUCAAUGUGCUCGCGACAGCAGCUCUGUCACGAGCACGUUGAGCUCAGAACGCGGUGCUCAAUAGUCGCCGAUGACUAAGGGGAUAGCAGCAGGGCCAUGCCUUGGUGGCGAAUUGACUUGGGCAUGUCCACAAUGCAAACAUCGAACGUCCUAGUGGGCAGCUAGGGUAGUCAACGCGUGGCCUAAAAGGAAUUGCUAGGUUUCAGUGAAGCAUUGGUUUCCUUGAGUAUGGGUAUGGUAGCCUAGAGGAUUGACGUGCUGACAACACUGCUAUCGGUAAGUAGUGAGGUUGUCAUCUAGGGAAUCAUCGCUCAAUGGACCUGCGUUAGUGGGAAAGGCGAUUGCAGGGAUGCGAGCGAUGUCCCAACUUUCGGCACUACUACUGAGGUCCUCCAUCCUGCAGACCGUAACAGGUCAAUGAUAUAGAUCACACGUGCAUGGAUGCUCGGCUCGCUUUGCGCUCUCAGGCUUUCAAUCGCGUACAGAGCCAUACCUACUCUGGGUUCCAAUACAUGAUGUAGAGGUUAACGGAGUCUAUCCGUAUAACGCCAGAGGGCAUAGGGCUUCUAGAUAUCGUCAUUUUUCAAGCAAUCU
Molecule: messenger RNA, 1020 nt
Organism: Dichomitus squalens LYAD-421 SS1
Lineage: Eukaryota; Fungi; Basidiomycota; Agaricomycetes; Polyporales; Polyporaceae
Exons: 3
Coding region: 197-490 (97 amino acids)
Source: RefSeq, a predicted model, not a curated record